Hippopotamus amphibius kiboko is the source of this 3442-nucleotide messenger RNA. It is a transcript of the gene PSKH1, whose product is annotated as protein serine kinase H1. Gene Ontology annotation, molecular function: protein kinase activity; ATP binding. The transcript has 3 exons. NCBI's taxonomy places the organism in Eukaryota, Metazoa, Chordata, Mammalia, Artiodactyla, Hippopotamidae. The record is from RefSeq and is a predicted model, not a curated record. Gene Ontology annotation, biological process: protein phosphorylation. The coding region runs from base 201 to 1475 and encodes 424 amino acids.
GCGCGCUGUGAUGACGCCACGACGCUGACGCCUGAGGAUGGCGGCGGCGGCGGCGGCUGUGGCUGUGCCCGCGGCCCGGGGAGGGUCGGCACGGUGGCCCAGACGCCGAAGAGCCCGCCGCCCACGCGAGGUGUAGACGGGGCACUGCCUGCAGAGCAGGUUCUGCCAGCCUCGCUAGAGAGGAUGCCCCCGUGUCCGUGAUGGGCUGUGGGACAAGCAAGGUCCUUCCCGAGCCGCCCAAGGAUGUCCAGCUGGAUCUGGUCAAGAAGGUGGAGCCCUUCAGUGGCACUAAAAGCGAUGUGUACAAGCACUUCAUUACAGAGGUGGACAGUGUUGGCCCUCUCAAAGCUGGGUCCACAGCAGCCAGUCAGGGUGCAAACCCCUGCCCUGGUGUCCCCACUACCGGCCACACAGAGCCUCCCUCAGAACCACCACGGAGGGCCAGGGUGGCUAAGUACAGGGCCAAGUUCGACCCGCGUGUGACGGCCAAGUAUGACAUCAAAGCCCUGAUUGGGCGAGGCAGCUUCAGCCGAGUGGUACGUGUGGAGCACCGGGCAACCCGGCAGCCAUAUGCCAUUAAGAUGAUUGAGACCAAGUACCGGGAGGGGCGGGAGGUAUGUGAGUCGGAGCUGCGUGUGCUGCGCCGGGUGCGCCACGCCAACAUCAUCCAGCUGGUGGAGGUGUUUGAGACACAGGAGCGCGUGUACAUGGUGAUGGAGCUGGCCACUGGUGGAGAGCUCUUUGACCGCAUCAUCGCUAAGGGUUCUUUCACUGAGCGUGACGCCACUCGGGUGCUGCAGAUGGUACUGGAUGGUGUCCGGUAUCUGCACGCACUGGGCAUCACACACCGAGACCUCAAGCCUGAGAACCUGCUCUACUACCACCCAGGCACGGACUCCAAGAUCAUCAUCACUGACUUUGGCCUGGCCAGUGCCCGCAAGAAGGGCGACGACUGCCUGAUGAAGACCACCUGCGGCACGCCCGAGUACAUCGCCCCUGAGGUCCUGGUCCGCAAGCCUUACACCAACUCAGUGGACAUGUGGGCACUGGGCGUCAUCGCCUACAUCCUGCUGAGUGGCACCAUGCCCUUUGAGGAUGACAACCGCACCCGACUGUACCGGCAGAUCCUCAGGGGCAAGUACAGUUACUCGGGGGAGCCCUGGCCCAGUGUGUCCAACCUGGCCAAGGACUUCAUUGACCGCCUGCUGACGGUGGACCCCGGCGCCCGGAUGACUGCCCUGCAGGCCCUGAGGCAUCCGUGGGUGGUGAGCAUGGCAGCCUCUUCAUCUAUGAAGAAUCUGCACCGCUCCAUCUCCCAGAACCUCCUCAAACGCGCCUCCUCGCGCUGCCAGAGCACCAAAUCUGCCCAGUCCACGCGUUCCAGCCGCUCUACCCGCUCCAGCAAGUCUCGCCGAGUGCGGGAGCGGGAGCUGCGGGAGCUCAACCUGCGCUACCAGCAGCAGUACAAUGGCUGAGCCGCCAGGCUGGGGAGCAGACGUGGCCUGGCCCCAGCCGGCCACACGCUGCUGUGCCGUCUGGGCCCAGCGCCCUCUCUAGAGAUAGGCCCAUACGGUCAGUAGUGAGUGAAUGGCCCCAGACCCCUCUCUGUGCCUUCAGCAGCCCCCAUCUCCACCCUGGGCCUGAGCCUGGUGCGACAGAGUGGAGGGAGCCCUGGGGCCUGGGAACCCCCUGAACGGGGAGCCUGUGUGGCACUGAUGCUCAUUUUGGUAGACAGCUGCUCUGGUGUGUAUCGGGGGAAGGACAGGACCUGGCCUUCAGUCUCCUCACCUCUUGGCUCUUCCCCAGACCAAAGGGGCAUGCGGUGCCAGGUGGAGGGUGUCCUGUGGUCCCAGGACUCUUUGGGACAGUGGCUUCUUGAACCCCCCCUUUUCUCUACCAAGCCUGCCCCACCCCCCACAUUCCGUCGCAUCUGGAUCCUCAUUUAUGCUCCAGUGAGAGGCCCAGCUAGGCACACAGCUUGUGCCUUGGCUGGACUCUCAGCCCCUGGCGAAGUCUAAACAGCCCCCACCUCGCAGCCAAGAUCUGUCUUCCUUCAUGGUGCCCCCGGAACCCCUCCUGGCCCCAGGACUUGCGGGGAUCUCUGGUGGUAGGACCAUGGAAUGGUCCUUGGCCCUCCGGACUGUGGCCAUGUUGGUAGCAGGCUUGCUCCAGGCUCUAGCCUCUCUCUGACUAUGAGAGUUCCUGCCCAUCAGCCUACUGCUCUCGGUGCCUUCUUUGCAGAGCCUAUCACCUCCCUCUCCCUUUUGGAUACCCAUUCUGUUCCCCAGGUGCCUCCUUCCCAACUGUGCGGGGUUAAAAGGAGCCCCACUGCUGCUACCUGGGGGAUGGGGGCACCUGGGCCAAAGCAAAGGGCAGGCAGGGGCGUCUGAGGGAGAACCCCAUCAGGAUUGCAGUGUCAGCGUUGUCUCCACCCUUGGUACUGCCAGUUGUUGCCUCUCCCUUCAGGCGCUGCCUUUCCCUCCUCUGCAGCUGCAUGCAGGCGCCAUCUAGUGUCUGGCACGAGUAUGGGCAGCCUAGGAAUGACCACCCGCUCUCCCUUUAUCCUCCAAGAGGAAGUGGGAAGGAAGGAGCUGCUGCGUUGAGGGAGGGUCCCCGGGCUGUUCAGCUCUCUCCCCUUCUGCUGAGCUUCUGUGCAGCUCCCCCUGGAACUUAGCCAUACUGUGUGACCUGCCUCUGAACCCUGAGUGCCUGGGGCACUGGCCUUCUCACGGUGGCCUUGCUUGGUCCAGUGUGUCCCUGCUUCUUUUCACAGCAUUACCCUUCCAUUCUGGGCCCUGCUGAAUCUCCCAUCUGGAGGGAGCCCCUGUGAGAGGUGGGUGGGAUUGGGUGGCUGCUUUCCCAGAGGUCUGAGCCAGACCAUCCCCCUGUCAGUCAUGGUACCUCCCUACCGCCACAAACGGGGCUGGAACCCAAGCCCUCUCCCUCCACAGCUGCUUUCAGUGGGUGGGAAGGAGCCAGUGUCCAGCUUUAGCCUUAGCUGGACUGCAGGUGCCCUGCCAGCAGGGAGGGUUUGGCUCUCAGUUCCUCCCAGUGGGUUCCCUUGGGCUAGGCCCUCUUUUUGCAUGUCACCUCCAGUGGGAAACCAAGCCAAAAGAGAUCAUUUUGGGCCAAGUCAGCUGUGCCUUGUACACACCCUCCUUCUGUCUCCAGUUCUCCUAGCACAAGGUAGUAGAAAGCCCAAGCCCCAUGGCCUCAGAAUUCCUCCCACUUCCUCAAGUGCCUCUGGGGAUUUAUUUCCUCUUUUGGCCAGGAUGGGCCUGGUCCUAAGGGUAGGACAGAGGAAGUUUAGAGACUUGGGCCUUUAUGCCAUGGACUGUGGAUGGAGAAUGUGCAGUUAUUUAUUUUGUGUACUCAGUUUGUAAAUGUAUCCUCUGUACUCAAUAAACAGGCUGCCUUCCCCAGGGAGAGCUGCCUAUUCAUU